CAUUCUUUGGGCGUGAGUCAUGCAGGUUUGCAGCCAGCCCUAAAGGGGGUGUAUACGAAGCAGAGCGCUAUAAAUACCGGCGCUGCACGCUCACCACGCCGCGUCGCCAGGAGGAGCCCACGGGCACCACUGACCGAGGCGUGCUGGGAUUCCAGAAUCAGAGGAGGCAAGAUGAAGACGCUACUGCUGUUGGUGGGGCUGCUGAUGACCUUGGAGAAUGGGCUGGCCGACCCUGCAGUCUCAGAGAGAGAGCUCCAGGAAAUGUCCACUGAGGGGACUAAGUACAUUAAUAAGGAAAUUAAAAAUGCCUUCAAGGGGGUGAAACAGAUAAAGAGCCUAAUAGAACAUACAAACGACGAGCGCAAAUCACUGCUCGUCAGCUUAGAGGAAGCGAAGAAGAAGAAGGAGGAUGCCUUAUCUGACACAAAGGAUACCGAAAUGAAGCUGAAGGCGUCCCAGGAGGUGUGCAAUGACACCAUGAUGGCCCUCUGGGAGGAGUGUAAGCCCUGCCUGAAACAGACCUGCAUGAAGUUCUACGCGCGCGUCUGCAGAAGCGGCUCUGGGAUGGUCGGCCACCAGCUGGAGGAGUUCCUGAACCAGAGCUCUCCUUUCUACUUCUGGAUGAACGGCGACCGCAUCGACUCCCUGCUGGAGAACGACCGGCAGCAGGCCCACGUCCUGGACACCAUGGAGGACAGAUUCAACCAGGCCUCCCGUAUCAUGGAUGAACUUUUCCACAACAGAUUCUUCACCCGGGAUCCCCUGGAUUCCUACCACUUUGCGUCCUUCGGCCCAUCCCCGAGGAGGCCUCUCUACCUCAAUCCCAAGACCCGCUUUGCCCGAAACAUAAUGCGUUUCCCCAUGUUUGGACCCCCGAACUUCCAGGACAUGUUCCAGCCCUUUUUUGACAUGAUACACCAGGCUCAACAGGCCAUGGACGUCCACAUCCAUAGACCUCUCUUCCAGUUCCCAAUGGAGGAUUUCACAGCAGAAGGCGACAAUCGCACUGUGUGCAAGGAGAUCCGCCACAACUCUACGGGAUGCCUGCGGAUGAAGGACCAGUGUGCUAAGUGCCAGGAGAUCUUGUCAGUGGACUGUUCAUCCAGUGACCCCUCCCAGAACCUGCUGCGACAGGAGCUCAACAACUCCCUGCAGCUUGCGGAGAUGUUCACCAAACAGUAUGAUGAGCUGCUCCAGACCUACCAGCAGAACAUGCUCAAUGCCUCCACUCUGCUGAAACAGCUGAACGAGCAGUUCAGCUGGGUCUCCCAGCUGACUAAUCUCACUCAAAAUGAAGAGCCGUUCUCUCUCCAGGUCACUACGGUGGUUUCCCACAGUUCUGACUCCAGCGUUCCCUCUGGCUCCACCAAGGUUGUUCUGAAGCUCUUCGAUUCUAACCCCAUCACUGUGACUGUCCCAGAGGAAGUCUCCAGGAACAAUCCUAAAUUUAUGGAGACCGUGGCAGAGAAAGCUCUGCAGGAAUAUCGCCAAAAGUACCGGGAGAAGUGAAAUGUGAAUGUUGCUUUGCCAAGUAUGGGGGUGUCUGAAUCUAGUGGCCCCCACUAGCGAGAGCUCUGCAUGUCACCAAGUGACCAGGCCCUGGCCUCGAGGCCCUCCGGACCCCGCCCAGCCUCUCCUCCCUCUGGAUCCUGCGCGCUCUAACGCCCGCUCUUGCUGAUCACGGGACGAACCUCCCUCGCAUGCCACUAAUUCAAUAAAACUGCCUGUGUGCUCUGCA
Pteronotus mesoamericanus is the source of this 1738-nucleotide messenger RNA. RefSeq names its product clusterin (gene CLU). The transcript is spliced from 9 exons. Gene Ontology annotation, molecular function: misfolded protein binding. Gene Ontology annotation, biological process: regulation of apoptotic process; positive regulation of proteasomal ubiquitin-dependent protein catabolic process. The coding region runs from base 172 to 1509 and encodes 445 amino acids. Gene Ontology annotation, cellular component: nucleus. Lineage: Eukaryota; Metazoa; Chordata; Mammalia; Chiroptera; Mormoopidae. The record is from RefSeq and is a predicted model, not a curated record.